Molecule: messenger RNA, 7847 nt
Organism: Centropristis striata (black sea bass)
Lineage: Eukaryota; Metazoa; Chordata; Actinopteri; Perciformes; Serranidae
Gene: trim9
Product: tripartite motif containing 9
Exons: 11
Coding region: 164-2374 (736 amino acids)
Molecular function (GO): protein binding; zinc ion binding
Source: RefSeq, a predicted model, not a curated record
CAAGGUUGCACUUGCAGUAAUCGCAGUAGGACGCGACUGGAGCUCCGUGUGCGCGCAGACAGAGCGGCAGACUAAUCAGCUUGAGACUGUGCUGCUGCUGUAACUUCUCUCCUGUUUGUUUUUGCACGCCACUGAGGAAUCUCCCACCUCAACAGAAGCAGCCAUGGAUGAAAUGGAGGAAGAGUUAAAAUGCCCUGUUUGCGGCUCUUUUUUCAGGGAGCCCAUCAUUCUGCCCUGCUCCCACAACAUUUGCCUGGCGUGUGCUCGGAAUAUCCUUGUGCAGACCCCCGACGCUGAGUCCCCACAGAGCAGCCGAGCCUCCGGAUCCGGGGUCUCCGACUAUGAUUAUCUGGAUUUGGAUAAAAUGAGUUUGUACAGCGAGGCGGACAGUGGAUACGGUUCCUACGGGGGGUUCGUCAGCGCUCCCACCACCCCUUGCCAAAAAUCCCCAAACGGUGUGCGGGUUUUCCCCCCGACUGUCCCCCAGCCCGCUCCGCAGCAGCACCUGCUCCCGCAGCCCGGCUCCUUACCCCCGAUCCCCCGCAACUCCUGCAUCACAUGCCCGCAGUGUCACCGCAGCCUCAUCCUGGACGACCGGGGGCUCCGCGGAUUCCCCAAGAACCGGGUGCUGGAGGGGGUUGUGGACAGGUAUCAGCAGAGCAAAGCGGCCGCCCUCAAGUGCCAGCUGUGCGAGAAGAGUCCGAAGGAGGCCACCGUCAUGUGCGAGCAGUGCGAUGUCUUCUACUGCGACCCGUGCCGCCUCCGGUGCCAUCCUCCCCGCGGUCCCCUCGCCAAGCAUCGCCUGGUGCCGCCAGCGCAGGGGCGGAUAAGUCGCCGCACGAGUCCACGCAAAAUCUCCACUUGCACAGAGCACGAACUGGAGAAUCUAAGCAUGUACUGUGUACAGUGUAAGAUGCCUGUGUGCUAUCAGUGUUUAGAAGAAGGCAAGCACGGCACACACGAAGUCAAAGCUCUGGGCGCAAUGUGGAAACUGCACAAGGGUCAGCUGUCUCAGGCUCUCAACGACCUGUCAGACCGAGCCACUGAGGCCAAAGAGUUCCUGGUUCAGCUGAGAAACAUGGUGCAGCACAUCCAGCCGUUGUCUGUCGUGUUGCAGGAGAACGGAGUAGAGUUCGAGGCCUGUUUGGUGGCGCAGUGCGACGCUCUCAUCGACGCCUUGAACCGACGCAAGGCCCAGCUGCUGGCUCGAGUCAACAAAGAGCACGAGCACAAACUGAAGGUGGUUCGGGACCAGAUCUCCCACUGUACAGUGAAGCUGCGUCAGACCACGGGGCUGAUGGAGUACUGUCUGGAGGUCAUCAAAGAGAACGACCCCAGUGGUUUCCUGCAGAUCUCCGAUGCUUUGAUCCGGAGGGUCCACAUGACGGAGGGUCAGUGGGGGAAGGGAACCCUCACCCCCAGGAUGACCAGCGACUUCGACCUCACUCUGGACAGCGGGCCGCUCCUGCAGACCAUCCACCAGCUGGACUUUGUCCAGAUGAAAGUCCCAGCUGCUCCCAUGCUCCAGCUGGAGGAAUGCUGCACUCAGAACAACAGCGCCACGUUGUCAUGGAAACAGCCACCGCUCUCCACCAUCGCCGUGGACGGAUACAUCCUGGAGCUGGACGAUGGGAACAUGGGGCCGUUCAGGGAAGUGUACGUGGGGACGGAGACCAUCUGCACCGUGGACGGGCUCCACUUCAACAGCACGUACAAGUCAAGAGUGAAGGCCUUUAACGCCAGCGGAGUGGGCCAGUACAGCAAGACGCUGAUCAUGCAGACCUCUGAGACUGGACUCCCUCCAUGUGACAUUCAGUCUAUAGGCUCAGUCGCUUGGUUCACCUUCGACGCGGCUUCCGCUCACCCGGACAUCGUCCUCUCCAACGACAACCUGACGGUGUCGUGCAUCAGCUACGACGACCGGGUGGUGCUGGGGAACUCCGCCUUCUCCCGCGGCGUUCAUUACUGGGAAAUAACCGUCGAUCGGUACGACAACCACCCGGACCCGGCCUUCGGGAUCGCCCGGGGCGACGUGCUGAAGGACGUGAUGCUGGGGAAGGACGACAAGGCGUGGGCCAUGUACGUGGACAACAACCGCUCCUGGUUCAUGCACAACAACUCGCACACCAACAGGACGGACGGCGGCAUUGGUAAAGGAGCAACAAUAGGAAUUCUUCUGGACUUCACUCGCGGGAUCGUCAUCUUCCUCAUCAAUGAUGAGCAGCAGGGUCCGGUGGCUUUCGAAGCCUUGGAGGGCGCCUUUUACCCCGCUAUCAGCCUCAACCGAAACGUCCAGAUCACACUGCACACUGGUCUACCCAUUCCUGAUUUCUACACCCCCGGGGAGGCAGAUCCCAACGGCUCUGUGUGUUGAAGACUCCCACACCGACUGGGGAGAAACCUCUCCAGGAUUCCCCAGGGUUCACCCUGCCAGUCAAUAACUAUGAUCCCACCCUCGCCCUCCCCACCUCCUCUUGUCCCCCUGACCGACUGACCCCAUGACUCUCUGUUAGAGGCCCCAUCCAGCGCUGAGCCAUGCCUUUAUCAUGCCUAAACCUUGGACACUCGGACCAUCUGCAGGACAAAAAUAACAGACUGUGCUUUUCAAUCCGUACCCUGUAUUCUGACAUGUUGCAGACAGCUGGAGAAGGAGAACUCCUGUUGAAAAAUAAUCUCAAGAUGAUGGACUUGGAAUUAUGCGCAGUGAUCAUAAUAUCUGGUGAAAGGAGUCGUCUGAUAUUUUGGAAAAUACAAUGUAUUUAUUUGCUUUUUUGUUGGAGUCAUAUUGGAAUAGUGACACCAUUCUCAAGUCUAGCAAUCAGUUAUCUUAGCUUAGCAUAAAGAUUAAAUCAUUAUAUCUUAUUUGUUUAAUCCAUACAAAAACAGACAUGUAGAAACGUAAGAGGCACAAAAAAAGCCACAUAACCAUUAAACCAUUAAACCAGAAUACAAUGUUUUUAAAUUCAGAUUUUUGCAUCAAUUAAACAAACAAGAUAUAAAAUAUUAGUUGCUGAGCUUUUGAGUAGCUGGUAGGGAUCUAUUGUGAACUUUGGACGCUAGGCUAGAUGUUUCUAGUCAUUAAGCUAAGCUAAGCUAACUGCCUGCUGGCUGUAGCUUCAUAUUUAGCCAUAAAAGUGGAAUCUGUCCUCUUUUGUGCCUCUCACCAAGCAAAUUAGCACAUUUCCUGAAAUAUUAAACGAUUCAUUUAACGGUAGGGGGUUGUUUUGUAGAUGGGUUGACUUAGAAAAAGUAGCUCCUAUCAUGCCAUCAACAUACAGUUCAGUUUAUCCAUAAACUGUAUGAAAGAAUUGGACGUAGCCACCAUGACGUCACCCAUUGGUUUGUGGAUUACUGAUUUGAAGUGGGUUAGCCAUUUUGGCUGUCACCAUCUUGUUUUUAUGAGCCAAAAGUGACCAUAUUUGGAUGAGAGGAUGGAGCUAGGGAGGAGGAUGCUAAGUCGCCAGCGCUAAGUUACUAGCUAGCUUGGUUAGCAAGGUGCAUCCCUUAUUCAAAAUCCGACUCCUUAAGGUGUCUUUUAGUACACCUGAACACUGAACAAGACAUUUCUAGGCGACUAAAAUGUUACAAACUAAAUUUGAUGAAAAUGCACAAUGCACUGUAAUAACCACUUGCCACAAGUUCGCCCCGACUUAAAGCAUACGCUGCUUUUUUGUCUAUUUUACUCUUAAUGGGACCAUCAUCUCCAAACUGAACAUCAUGCUGUAUUGAAGAAUACUUGAAACAAACAAUGGAAACCAUAAACUCAUUAGGAAGAUGUUUACUGAAGUAAUAAAUCAAGUUUGAAGUUGGGUCAUUUUCUCAUAGACUUCUUUACAAGUCUAGACUUCUUUUUGCAGCCAGUGGAGUCGCCCCCCACUGGCCAUUAGAAAGAAUCGCAGGUUAAAGGCACUUCAUUAUUGGCAUCACGUUUCAAACCUGGAGGUUCUACAUUAACAAACACAAUAUCUUGUAUAUUUCUUUUCCUGCCAUCAGUCAUGAACGUAUUUACAUGUUUAAAACAGCAGGGGGAGCAUGAGAGCUCGUCUUCAGUGUGUGUGUGUGUGUGUGUGUGUGUGUGUGUGUGUGCGCGUGUGUGUGAAUGUGAGUGAGGUGGGGGUUGGUGGUCGAGGCUGGCCACAGUGAUCCCUAGACGAGAGCAAUAGUCCGACUCUCAGUAUCCUCAUCUGUGUACAUGAGACGCUUUUCUUAGUGGCUUAGCUCGUGUGAUCCGUCUGUAUCGUUUGUAAAAAAUUAAAAUUAAAAUACAGCAUCUGCAUACACAGUGCUACUGGAAGCGAGGCCUUCAUGCAGCCUUCUUUGCAGUGCAGCUCUAAAAACAGGAGGGACGGAUUUUGGUGUAAUGUUUAUAAAAGCGGGCGAUUCUGUGCAUUGAAAUUUGUUGAAAAUGGGUUAAAAUGAUGACUGUGAAGCUCUUUGAAUAAGGUGCUACAGCAGCUCGCUUCAUUCUGGCUUCUUUCUUUUCUUUUUUUUUACUGUAGGUGACUGAAUCCUGGUAGUUUUGUAAUAUUGUUAUUGAAAUGAUCUAUUGCAAAGAGAUGUAUAGCUAAAUAAUUUAUUGAUGUUCAGAGUUUUUCAAUGAUCAUUGUUCCUUUAUUUGAUGUAUAGUUAUUACAGAAGGAAAGAAACUGAAUCUUUUUGUCGCUUUAACCAGUUUAUGUCCUACUAAAGCAACAGGAAAGGUGACGAUGUGCUGGGACGAGUCGUAUUUUGGGCAACAGCCUCUUUAUCUGACAAAAACAAUUUGAUGCAAUGUUUCUGAUGUUCAAUGGUGGAAGAAGUAUUCAGAAACCUCAAGUAUAAGUACUAAAACCACACUGCAGAAUUACUCCACUACAAGAAAAAAAAUCCUGCUUUCAAACCUUUCUUAAAGAAAAGUAUAGAAGUAUCAGUGUCAAAACUAAAAGUAUUUAUUAUGCAGAAUGGCCCAGUUCAGAUUGUUAUAUAUAUAUUACGAAUAUAUUAUUGGAUUAUUAUUCUUGAUGCAUUUAUGUAAGCAUUGUUUACUGUUACUGGCUAAUUUUGACUCCUUCAUAUACUGUUAUGUAGUUUAAUUUAUACAAACGCUAAAUCUUUUUCCAGCUCUACCUGAAAGUAACUGGUAACUGAAGCUGGCAGCUAAAUGUAGUGGAGUAAAAAGUACAGUAUUUACCUCUAAAAUGUAGAAAAGUAGAAGUAUAACUCGACAUAAAUGGAAAUACUCAAGUUAAAUACCUCAAAAUGAUGCUUAAGUACAGGACUUGGUUACAUUCCACCACUAAGCACAAUGUUCAGCUAAGGCUGAUAGGAAUGUCAUUAGUUACAUAAUCACUAAAGUUUUAACAGUUCAUCAUGAAGGAACCAUGAAUGUGUACACCAAAUUUUGCCGUAAUCCAACCAACAAUGGUUGAAACAUUUCACUCAAAACUGAAAUGUAAACGGCAUGGUGUCGAUAGAGGGAAAAAGUCAGAGGAUUGUUAAAAUCAUGCAGAAUCAUCCUCUGGGGAACAUGAAUGUCUGUAAAUGUGUGCCAAUGAAACUGGUAGAUAUCAAGAUAUUUCACAGGAUAAAAGAAAAAUCUUGGCGCUGAAGUAAUGAUGCUCAAGGCAGCGUACAGAAUCACAGGGAUCUGUUUAUUUAAAAUAUCAUGACCUGAACUGCUCACUCUGUGAGUCCCUGCACGUUUGCAGGAAGUGGUUCAGUUUAGUUUGUUCACCCAAAAGAUUUCUUAUUUUGAACAAAUUGUUCACGAUUGUACACUAUUUGUAGUAUUAAGCAACUUUACAGUGGUUAACCAAAGCUUUCUUUUAAGAAAAGACAUCUAAGAAUUUAUUUAUUUAACAGGAUUGAAUGUUGAGAUUGUCUUCUCAAUACAAUAUGAUCAAAAAUACAGAAGACAGAGUGUUUUUCGUCUUCUUCCGUAACCUUUAGGAGACUCUAAUUAAGCUACUUCCCUUUGAUUACAGGUGCAUCUCAAUAAAUUAGAAAAUCACAGAAAAGUUUAUUUAUGUCAGUAAUUCAAUUCAAAAAGUGGAAAUAACACAUCAUAUAGAUCCAUUACACACAAUGAAACAUUUCAUAUCUUAAUUUAUUUGAUUUCUUCUAAUUAUAAUGAUUAUGGCUUACAUUUAAUGACAUAAAAUUCAGUGUCUCAAUUCUUUUUGACAAAAGACCAAUUUUAAAAAGUAUGUUUAUUAUGUAAAUGUUGGCCUCUGAAAAGUAUGUCCAUCUAUAUGCACUCAAUACUUGACCUGAACUACUGGAAAUGGACUUUUCCAUGUUAUUCUAAUGUAUUGAGAGGCACCUGUAUGUGACUUGAACAAAUUGUUCACGAAUGCACACUACACUUGAGAAAAAGUCAGUAGGAUUCAUCCUCUGGGCACCAUGAAUGUCUGUAUAAAUUUAAUUAGGGAUCCAUCAAAUAUCUGUUGAGAUAUUUCAGUGUCAUGCCACAAGUGUGACUAAAGAAAUGAACUAAACUCAAACUGUUUUGAGGUCAGUUUGAGGCGGCUGUUGCCCUCUGCAGCGUCUCCCAGUGCAUCGUCACCCUGAGACAUCCCGUACAUGUCGAGCAUACACAUAAGGUGCUAUCCUGUGUUUGAGCUUCAUGGGUGUGCCUUUUCCUCCUCUCUUCAAUACCCACAAGAGUUCUGAGACUUUGCUACAAACUAAUUCAUUGCUUCAGCAGAGUCGACUGUAACAUCUGUGAUGCCUGACUCCACCUGCUGCUACGUAUUUUUUCUAUCGGCAAAAAGGGCAACAAUAACCAUGUUUGUUAUGGAUAUAAUAACCACAGUAUAUAUUACAGGUCAGGUGUCUUUUCUUAACUUUAUAAAUCUUUUCUUUCUCCCCCCCUGGAUUAUUAUUGAUUGUAAAUCAUCUGGGACUGGCUGCUAAAAUCAAAAUAUGUAAUUUUCAGUAUAUGUGCAUGUGUGCUGACGAUAAUAAACCAGCGUUCAGCAGGUUGCACGGCCUUCGCUGCAAGGCUGGGUUCAAGCUUUGAUUUAUGCAACAUUUAAUUGGCGGUGAGCCUUUUGUCCGGCCGUAAUUAUAAUAAUAAUACAGUACAAAAGUGGCCCGUUCAGCAAGGGUCAGACACAAGUGCAGCCAUUAUCACAGCAUUACACAACCACAGAUUCCAGGACAAAUAUGGCUUUAAUUCAACAAAACAGUUCAUUAAAGGGAUUUUGUCCAGUGGGAGAUGACACACACUGCUUUCAACACAAAUUAUCUUCUCAUGGAACAUUUUCUCUGUGAAUAACUUUGACAGAAUAACAUAAAUGUGUGUUUCUGUGCUGAACAUAUGAGGGUGCUGAUGUUAAAAGGAAGUGUGUGAUUGUAACAUUUAUUAUUUCUAAACCAGCCAAAAACACUUAAAUGAUAUUAAACGUAGACCCGGGGAUGAUUUAAAGUCUAUCAUACAGCCUCGUCAAGCUUUUAUGAAUUAUUGAAAACACAGUCGCUGGGCGACACUGGGUGUUAUAUAUCCAAAUGUACAUACAUAUGUGUGUGUGUGUGUGUGCGAGUGUGUGUGAGUGUGUGUUUCCAGCAUUAUAACCUAAUUUUAACUCCAAAGUGAUUUUAUUCUUAUUUUUGCCCUGUUUGAUCGAAGAGGAACUCAAUAUUAUUAUUUACAGUGAUUCUGAAAUAUGUCUAUGGAGAAUUUUACGAAUAUAAAAUGAACAUUGUUAUUACUAUGAUUUUAACACAGUAUGAUUAUUAUGAUUGUUAUGAUUAUAUGUCAUCAUUACCAUAUUACUGCUAUUAUUAUUAUGAUGAUCUGAAGUGUAAUAUGAGCCUCUGUGUUUCUUUUGUAUAUGUGAAUAUUCAAUAAAUAGGUGUCAACAAGG